This is a messenger RNA of Sabethes cyaneus, 3740 nucleotides long. RefSeq names its product alpha-1,3-mannosyl-glycoprotein 4-beta-N-acetylglucosaminyltransferase A (gene Mgat4a). NCBI's taxonomy places the organism in Eukaryota, Metazoa, Arthropoda, Insecta, Diptera, Culicidae. Bases 319 to 1986 code for a protein of 555 amino acids. Gene Ontology annotation, cellular component: endoplasmic reticulum-Golgi intermediate compartment; Golgi stack; endoplasmic reticulum. Gene Ontology annotation, molecular function: acetylglucosaminyltransferase activity. The record is from RefSeq and is a predicted model, not a curated record. Gene Ontology annotation, biological process: protein N-linked glycosylation. The transcript has 8 exons.
CAUUCGGGUUGUCAGCUGUUGACAGUUUCAGUAUUGUUUUGAUAGGUUCAAGAAAUGCAAAUCAAAAUAAAAGACAUCAUGAAUAUUCCAACACUGAAAUAGUAAAAUAAACGUAUACUUGCAUGAAAUAUGGUUCGAAAUGAAUUUGAAAAGUUCUUAAAUUAGGUAUUACAUAUAAUGUGCUAGAUAUAAAUUGUGUUUACUUAAAAGGAGAUGUGAUAGAUAAAUGAACGUGUAUUUACCUCGUUUGGAACAGGGGAAACGAUAUCAGAGAAGUUUCUUGGUGGUAUUCCGAGCAAGAGAUAAUAUACUAUAGCCAUGAAAUUGGGAUUGACUUCAACACCUUUAAGGCAACGUAACUGUUUUUUAGCUUCUAUACUCAUAUUGAUACCGUGUACAAUAUUGUUUUUAGUAAUAGGAUCAGAUUUUUCAGCUGAGCAAACGAUGGCUCAACGAGUAGCUGAGUUUCAGAUGCGUAUGCAGUAUCUAGAAUCGAUGUAUCGAGCAAAGCAGGAAGAUGUAGCAAUUCUGUCACAGUAUCUGGGAUUGUCUAGUCAAAAUGGGGAUACAACGAAUAUUUCGUUAAAUCUAAAUCUUCUAGAUGGUUUAAGUGCAAACUCAAGAUCAAUGAUUAGAAAUGUAUCUACUUCAGCCAAAUUGCCUGCAAAUUUAAAAUUACCCACAGUUUUUCAUUUCCUACCACAUUUGCUAGACGAUCCUGCCUCGCUUCGACCAGCAUAUCUGCAAUCUAAGAAUAGGCAGGGCGUUUCAAUCGUUCUCGGCAUACCGACGGUCAAACGCGAUAAACAAUCAUAUCUGUUAGAAACUGUGGACAAUCUGAUAGCCAAUAUGGACGAUGACGAGCAAAAUGAAACAAUGAUCGUUAUAUUUAUCGGAGAGUCAGACAUCGAUUAUGUAACGCAGGUUGCUAGCGGAAUAUGCUCUAGGUUUUCCUCAUUCAUUGAUAGUGGAUUCAUUGAAAUAAUUGCACCCGCUGCGAGCUAUUAUCCAGACAUGACAAAGCUUAGACAAACGCUGAACGAUUCUGUCGAACGAGUCAGGUGGCGCUCAAAGCAAAACUUGGAUUUUGCCUAUCUUAUGGCCUACACUCAACCAAAAGGUGCUUUCUAUGUUCAACUAGAAGAUGACAUUCUUACAAAAAAGGGAUUUAUCAGUAUUAUGAAAAACUUUGCUCUUGAAAAAACCGCCAAGAAGGAACAAAGUCAAUGGUUUGUUCUAGACUUCUGUCAGCUAGGAUUCAUCGGAAAAAUGUUCAAAUCUGCCGAUUUGCCGUGGCUUAUUACCUUUUUUCAGAUGUUUUUCAACGAAAAACCAGUUGAUUGGCUGCUCUACCAUCUGAUCUACACAAAAGUGUGUAGUGUUGAGAAAGACGCGAAAAGUUGCAAACAAGAGAUGUCGAAGCUUUGGAUCCAUUACAAACCAUCAUUGUUUCAGCAUAUUGGUACCACUUCGUCUUUAAAAGGUAAAGUGCAAAAGCUUAAAGAUAAGCAGUUCGGUAAAAUACCUAAUUUCUACCCACACAACAAUCCACCGGCUGUUGUAAAGACCGGCAUUCAGCAUUACAAAACAUACACACUUCAAAAAGCCUACAUAGGAGAAAGUUUUUUCUGGGGUCUAAUGCCACAGCCAGGGGAUUUGAUCGAAUUUAAAUUCAACAAUCCAGUAAUGCUUCAAAGAUAUUUAUUUCGAAGUGGGAACUUUGAACAGCCUUCUGACCGUUUUUAUAAUACAACUGUUGAAGUUCUACCAUAUAACCUAGCUGAGGAUUCCUCUGUUUGGAGUAAUUAUAAUACUACCACCGAUGGAUUUCUAGUAAUUGGCGCUUUCAACGACUUUGGAAUUGCUGAGGGUGUAAUAGAUGCGAAAAUAGGAAAACUCAAAGAACUUCGCCUACACGUUUAUAGUGACAGCCAGAAUUGGGUCAUACUGCGUGAAAUAUUGCUGCAAAAUAACACGAAUCGAUGACGAAAACGCUUUCACAUACUAGUCCAGGCAAAAACCCGCACAUUAGAAUCCUCUCGGGAUUUUUCAAAACAUAGCAAAAUGUGUCUAAAAAAACUUCAACGCAAAAUAUCAAGGCGCCACUUACGCUUAAAUAAGACAUAAUAGGUAUAUGGAAAUUGUAACCGUACCGUAAAACAUCGUAACGUAACGUUUUGCACGUAUUUUUUCUGAAAUAUGCUAUAUUAAACACGAAAGUUACCAUGAUUGUUAUGUGAUUGAACAAAUGUUGAAGCUAUAACAUACUGUACGUAAAAUAUCGUAUGUUAUUAUUUAUAAAUGUCAUGUUCCAAGCAGUAUUGUCUCACAUAUAGAUCACAUUUGUAUCACAUUUAUAUUAUUGUCAGUCAUGCAAGCAAAAUAGCAGCAUCUAAUUUUCUAAGAAUUUUUGUUCUCAAAGUUUGUAAAAAGUCGUUUAAUAACAUGGAUCUUUUUAUAUUGUGGAAAGCAAGUUUAAGUAAUGAAGUAAUUCAAACUUAAUCUUGGAGAGUUUUGUUUUAGUAUAGAUUCCAAUACGGUUGCGCAAUACCUAACCCACGAAAGGAAAGGAACACGAAAGCACAAUAGCUUACAAAGAACGUCCAACUAAAGCAACCUAUUGCACGUAUUUUUCAUGUAGAGUAGAGCGGGACUAGUUGAUCCGUUUUUUAAUUAAGUUUAUAUAACAAUUAGCUCAGUUGGGCUGACUCCUUAUAACAUGGCCGCAUUGCCCCUGUGUGCUUUGUUAUAUGUCAAUUAAAAAUGACAAUUAAUUUGCUGUUAUAUGCCUUUAUCUAGAGUAUUUCAUAUCACAGAUAAAAUAAAAAAUGUAAUUAAAAGAUGUUUUGCACUGUAGGUUCUAGGCAUAUUUUUAAUUCAAAGUAAAAGUGAAAAUAAAUCCUAUUAGUUGGGUCCUUCGAUUAGAAAAUGGGGUAAAUUGGCCAUACAAAAGUCAAUGUAUUUUGAUUAUUUGCUUUUGUGUAAGUUCAGUAUAAACGAAGGAUGAUUCUUAUUAGAAAAAGUGCAAUUUUAUAGUUAUUCAUGAAUAUUUUAUGGCAUAAUUCGCAUUACGUCCAAUUUUUUUCAAUAGCUUUCAAAAUAUAGCUCUGAACUGAACAACUCACUCCUAUGAACAAAUAGCCUCGCCCUACUCUACCUAUAAUAUGUGCGCUGGUAUCAAAAAAUUGAAAAUUAGUAUGGAAUAAGGAAUAGAUUGAGGGCAAUAUAUUUAUGACCGUAAUUGAAAGUCAAAUGCUGACACAUUUCCUCAAGAAAUCUGAAAGCAUUGAAAUUAUCUCGGUGUAUCGUACAAUCAAAGAGAGUUUCCGGCUUAACAAAACAUUUGUUUCAUAAUAAUUUAAUUAGCUUUUACAUUAUAGAAUAUAGCUAUAACGGAAGAUUAUAUACUUCAUUAUAAAGAUGGUUUUCUGCCUCAUGAUAUGUAAAUUAAGAAAAAUUAGAUCAUUUUCACAUAAAUUCGCCCCACUUCGGUACCAGAAUGUACGAAUCUCAACAUGGUUGAAUAAGUUACAUUAGUUCAACGUUCUUUGCUUAGCCUCUGCUUGCUUGGUAUAAGAAACCACAGUAAGUGUAAGUAACAGCGCAGCGCAACGCAAUAUAUAAACGGUCCUAUAAAAUGUUGUGCAUGUAAAACUGUUGUACUUUAACCCAAUUGAGGAUGUGCAAACAUGCAGUGAUUUAACAAUUCCUAAAUUGUACACAUAGUUUUAAUAUUAUUG